GUGUGAGCUUAUACUGCACAACAGUUGCUUUAUCUGCUUCGCUCGCUCAAGUACACAACAAAUAAUUAUGAAGUUCUGCUUGGCAUUGCUCUCGUUGUUCUUCGCUGUGGUUGUCGCUGAUCACGGCGAUCACUCUGAUUAUGUGGUGAAAACCGGUGAGGAUCUGGCACGCUAUCGUGAUCAGUGCGUCGCAAAAUUGAGUAUACCAGCUGAUUUGGUUGAGAAAUACAAGAAAUGGGAGUAUCCAGAUGAUGAGAAGAGUCGUUGUUAUUUGAAGUGUGUCUUGGAGAGCUUCGGUCUGUUCGACGAUGCCAAGGGUUUUGAUGUACACAAAGUGCACCACCAAUUGGGCGGUGGUGAUGUGGAUCAUUCCAAUGAGUUGCAUGGCAAAAUCGAAAAUUGCGCUAAGGAAGGUGAUGCUGCCGGAGAGGACGCUUGCACUCGGGCAUAUCGUGGUGCUUUGUGCUUCUUCAAGGAGAAUUUGGCGUUGGUGAAGCAAAAUGUUGCCUCAAAGUAGAAAAUGUGAUUUAUUUCAUUUUAUUUGUGAUUUUAUAUGUAAAAAAAAAAA
Ceratitis capitata (Mediterranean fruit fly) is the source of this 568-nucleotide messenger RNA. RefSeq names its product general odorant-binding protein 99a (gene Obp99b). The transcript is spliced from 2 exons. Gene Ontology annotation, molecular function: odorant binding. Bases 68 to 517 code for a protein of 149 amino acids. The record is from RefSeq and is a predicted model, not a curated record. Gene Ontology annotation, biological process: sensory perception of smell. Lineage: Eukaryota; Metazoa; Arthropoda; Insecta; Diptera; Tephritidae.